Anguilla anguilla (European eel) is the source of this 1963-nucleotide messenger RNA. RefSeq names its product double-stranded RNA-binding protein Staufen homolog. The record is from RefSeq and is a predicted model, not a curated record. The transcript is spliced from 2 exons. The coding region runs from base 424 to 1542 and encodes 372 amino acids. NCBI's taxonomy places the organism in Eukaryota, Metazoa, Chordata, Actinopteri, Anguilliformes, Anguillidae.
UCACAACAACAUCCACAGACACAGCAACUAAUUUCGCAGCAACAUCCACAGACACAGCAACUAAUUUCACAACAACAUCCACAGACACAGCAACUAAUUUCACAACAACAUGCACAGACACAGCAAUUAAUUUCACAGCAAUAUCCACGGACACAGCAACUAAUUUCACAGCAGCAUCCACAGACACGGAAACUAAUUUCACAACAACAUCCACAGACACAGCAACUAAUUUCACAGCAUACACAGACGCAGCAACUAGUUUCACAACAGCACCCACAGACACAGCAACUAAUUUCACAACAACAUCCACAGACACAUCAACUAAUUUCACAGCAACAUACACAUCCACAGACACAGCAACUAAUUUCACAGCAACAUACACAUCCACAGACACAGCAACUCAUUCUACCACAGCAUCCUCAUAUGCAGGAAAUAAUUCCACAGAAACAUUCACAUGGAGAGACACAGCAACUAGUUUUGCAACAGCAUUUACAUAUACAUGGGUAUACCCACCAACCGAUUCCACAGCAAAAUUUACAUAUGCAGACACCUCCAUGGCAACCAGUUCCACAACAACAUACACUUGUACAGCAACAGAUUCCACAGCAACAGAUUAUGCAACAGCAUCCGCCUACACAGACAUAUAAACAGCAAACCGCCCCACAGCAACAUUUGCAGGCACAGAUGCAUUCACAACAUCAGAGUCUGGGACAAGAGCAGCCAUUGGUGCUACAGAACCAGCUACAGGAGCAGCUACAGCAGCACCUAGAUCUGCAGCAGCAAUCAUCACAUGACCUGGCACAGCCACAACUUUCACACAAACAUCAAGAGUUACCGCUAAAGCAGCUCCCACAGCAACAGGAAUAUCUGCUACGGUCAUCACUUCCGGAACAACAGCAGCAGUUGUGUCACAAGAUGAAGCACAUGCAAGUCAACGGGAAAUGCCCAUCUCUGAAGCAGCCUGUCGCCAUGCCAGCCACAAAUGGUCACCCAUUACCUCCCCCGUUCUGCGCAGAUUGGAGCCUCCCACAGUACGGGUGCCUCGUUCAGGAGGCCUCCACCCUGGACCCACCCUACCAGAAACAGCUGAACGCCAUGUCCAUUGCCUGCGACCAGGCCUUCUCCCCUUACACUGAAGGGCUUGCGGCUGGAGGGGCUGGCAGCUUCACACCCCAGAACCUGGAGCAUCUGCUGGAGGGCUUACAGCCCGGAGCCACAGGGGAGCGGCACUGUGCCACCAUCCUGCAGGACGGCAACACCACCCCCCUGUGCCAUCCCACUGCCCUGCCCGUGAACCAGGGCCUGCCUGAGACAUUUGGCCUGGGACGUGAGCAGCAGGUGAACCCUAAGCUGCUCACACCCUGCGCUCUGGGGCACCAGCCUUUCCUGUCACAUUUUCAGAAUGGCAGCGGUGGGGUCGUGACCCAGACUCAGCCUGAAUCCAUCGGUGGUAUGGGCCUUCCUCAGUCAGGACGUCCCCUGCACCGGCACCCAGAUGAGGGCAGACCGUUCCAGGACCUGACCAUGGGGGGGGUCAUGUGAAUGCACAUACAGACCCACAGCCGCGUCUCUAGAGAGCAGGGUGCAGCCCUGUGACACUUCACCGAGCACAGCCAAGCCAUGGAAAUAUCACAGGGGAGUCUCUGUGGCCGAGAGACAAGAUGUCUCCAGUGGGAAACCUGGCAUAGGGAGGGGCUGAGGCAUGGGGAUCAGUCAAAAUAUCUCAUAUCCCAAAAAUUAUUUUUUGUCCUGCACUUACUUUACAAUUUACAGUUUUGUCAUUUAGCUGAUGCUGUUAGCCAAAGAAACUCACAAAGUUGCAUUAAUACACUUUGUGUACGUUAAUAUUUUAUCUUUUUAUUGUAGAGUACAAUACAUCAUAAUUUUCUUGCAGUGGUUUUGGUAACAUGGAAUGGGAUUGUGAACCUAAGUCCCAUCAUCAUUGGCCACAACAGUAAUUUUG